GCGCGUUGCUUCAAAUACUAAUCACGAUCACGAUCACGAUCACCACCUCCACUCAGAAAGCGUUCAUCGGAUUUGCGAAGGCUUUGCGAUGGACCGACCUCGCCGAUUUCCUCAGGGAGCACUUGCAUUUGUGUUUCUGCUCCGCCGCCGCUUGCCCUUACGUGGUUCCAAAGCUCGCCGUGAAGCCUCUGCAGACUGCUCUGAAAAAAGAAGAAGCAUCUUGUUCUAUUUCAGAGGUGAGAGACGCGAGGAGGGUAAUAUUGUCAAUUAUUCACGUGUCCGUGUACUUUUUCAAAAGUCGGGGUUCAAUUGAAAUUUCGGAAACAUCAAGGGUCAAGUUCGUAAUUUGCAAAAGGUGCAUAGCCAAACCGGCCACAUUCUUUUAAUCUCUCGCUCUCUCUCUCAGUUCGCGAACAAUAGAGAAAGAGGGACCUAGGGUUCUUUCUGAUUUUCGCGACUACCCGAAGCUUCUCUCCGCCGCGACAGUCCUCGCCCGCUUCUCCGCAACGCCGUCACCUUCGACGCCAGGCGCCUUCUUCGCUCUCUUUUCCAGGGAGGAGGCAGUGGUGGUUGUGGUGGUGUUUUUUUUCCUCAAAUCAGUGGAGCUAGGUCAUAAUAAGAAAUUUAACAUGAGUUCAGACAGCAGGAGCCUAAGCAGGAGCAGGAGCAGGAGCCCUAAGGAUCGUAAGAUCCGUUCUGAUCGCUUUUCCUAUCGUGAUGCACCUUACAGGAGAGAUGGUCGUCGGGGUGGUGGUUUCAGCCGAGACAAUCUCUGCAAGAACUGCAAAAGACCUGGCCAUUUUGCUAGAGAAUGCCCUAAUGUUGCAAUUUGUCACAAUUGUGGUCUUCCCGGGCACAUUGCUUCGGAGUGUACCACAAAGUCACUAUGUUGGAAUUGCCGUGAACCUGGUCACAUGGCCAGUAACUGCCCGAAUGAAGGCAUCUGCCACACCUGUGGCAAGGCAGGACACCGUGCUAGAGACUGCACUGCUGCCCCAAUGCCACCUGGGGACUUAAGGUUGUGCAACAACUGCUACAAGCAGGGUCAUAUUGCAGUCGACUGCACAAAUGAGAAGGCAUGCAACAACUGUAGGAAGACAGGUCACCUGGCGCGUGAUUGCCCAAAUGAACCCAUCUGUAACAUGUGCAAUGUAUCUGGGCAUGUGGCCAGGCAGUGCCCCAGAGCCAAUGUUUUGGCAGAGAGGGGAGGAGGUGGUGGUGGUGGUGGUGGAGUUCGCGGCAGUAGCGGCGGUGGCUACCAUCGUGACAUUGUAUGUAGGAACUGCCAGCAACUUGGGCAUAUGAGCAGGGAUUGCAUGGGCCCCUUGAUGAUCUGUCAUAACUGUGGGGGGCGAGGACACCUGGCAUAUGAGUGCCCUUCUGGUAGGUUCAUGGAUCGCUACCCCAGGAGGUACUGAGUACUGACAAGUGGUAGAUCGUCUUCUGAUUGCAGUUUCCUUUUUAUCUUGAGGAAGAGUUUCAGGUUUUAGGUUUUAAGUUGAAGGUUGGAACUAGACCGUGAGGAGUUGAAUUGAUACGUUUUAGUAGAAUAUGUUUGUUUAUGUGGAGUAUUAAUUUUGCAUUAGAACGUAAUUGACCAUAUAUGAUUAUAAUUUUUGCAUUCUUCGGCUAUUACUACAAAUAAUUACUGUAUGCCAAUUAUUGGAGUUGCCUGAUGAUGAGUUGUCAAGUUUUCUGUUUA
This is a messenger RNA of Rosa chinensis, 1702 nucleotides long. RefSeq names its product zinc finger protein GIS2. Gene Ontology annotation, molecular function: nucleic acid binding; zinc ion binding. Lineage: Eukaryota; Viridiplantae; Streptophyta; Magnoliopsida; Rosales; Rosaceae. The transcript is spliced from 4 exons. The record is from RefSeq and is a predicted model, not a curated record. Bases 630 to 1418 code for a protein of 262 amino acids.